Misgurnus anguillicaudatus (oriental weatherfish) is the source of this 1360-nucleotide messenger RNA. It is a transcript of the gene gdnfb, whose product is annotated as glial cell derived neurotrophic factor b. Gene Ontology annotation, molecular function: growth factor activity; receptor tyrosine kinase binding; glial cell-derived neurotrophic factor receptor binding. The record is from RefSeq and is a predicted model, not a curated record. Lineage: Eukaryota; Metazoa; Chordata; Actinopteri; Cypriniformes; Cobitidae. Gene Ontology annotation, biological process: positive regulation of branching involved in ureteric bud morphogenesis; negative regulation of neuron apoptotic process; peripheral nervous system development.
UCACACCUCAUGCUAUAAUGACCUGGACUCUGUCUGAGCUCUGAGAAUUAAACAUAGCUUACUCUUAAUAAUUUUACUAAAUAAAAAGUCAUAUUCUGACUACAGAAGUGGAUUGUAUAUCAACUAAAACCAUUUGGAUAUAAUAACCUCUGAUACCAUAAUUGCAUUUUUUCCCGGGAAAUCAAGUGGAUUCAAACAUUAAAAUUCAAAGGAGAUUUAUACAUUUGAACAGCAGACUGAUGCAGUUAACCAGUUUUUCAAAUGCUUGACGACAGAAGGACGUGAUAAUCCAUUGAAAUGGAGUAAAUUUUGGGGGUAAAGCGCUGUUUUGACAGGAUUGAUCUCUGGAUGUAUAACCUAAUAAUAUAAUCUGUGCUGAUGGGACAGAUCAGGCUCGGCUGAGAUGAGAGUAAGAUGAAGGUCUGGGCUGUGAUGUUGGUCUGGGCAUUAACUCUAAGCUGUGUGUUCACCAGUAAGCUGGUUCUCCAGAACCCAAAGCGAACCUCACAAUCUCGCCCAUCAGAACCACACAAAAAUCUGGAUCUCAUUUCUCACAGAUCACAGAGAAACGCUUACAGUCAAGAUCCUUUCAGACCUCACGCGAACAAACAUCUGGACCAACCGGCACACUCAGAUAUCAUUUACAGAAUGAAAAGAUCUCCAAAACAGAGAGGUGCAAAACGUAAGAGACCGAGCGGUGAGAAGAAAGGAAGAGGAGCGGGAGUUUGUGCUCUCAGACGGGUUCAGAUGAAAGUUUCUGAUCUGGGUUUGGGCUACAAGAGUCAAGAGGAGCUGAUCUACAGUUAUUGCAGUGGUGUGUGUAUAAACUCUCUCACAAACUAUGACAAAAUCCUCAACAGCCUCACGGCCAACGAUAAAACCCGCCUGCUUUACUCCCCUCCCACCGCCUGCUGUCGACCAAUCGAAUUUGAUGAUGACCUGUCAUUUUUGGAUGACAACUUGAUAUAUCACACCAUGGAGAAGCAUUCGGCACGGAAAUGUGGAUGUGUCUAGACCAACUGUGCUGAGACACUGUGCUAAGUCACUAACUAAAUGAACAACUUUAGUAACCAGCUGAAUUACAUCUUUGUUUUUUCUUUAACAUUGUCUAAUCUGGUGCUGAAAACCUUAGCGUAUUACUAAAAGCUUGACAUCUCAGCGUUUUACCUCUUUUUUAAUAUUCGAACAUCAGGGAAAUGUUUUGGUGAAUCAAAUUGUUGGUAAUGUUAUUUUUUUACAUAAUUUAUAUCAUGUUUUGUUAACCUGGAAUGUUAGUGUAUUAGAUUAAUUCAGAACUAGGCCUUAUUAGUUAUAUAUCUAUAUACAAACAUUUACAAAAGAAAUAUUGGUGUAAAAAUUA